Molecule: messenger RNA, 1662 nt
Organism: Cucumis melo (muskmelon)
Lineage: Eukaryota; Viridiplantae; Streptophyta; Magnoliopsida; Cucurbitales; Cucurbitaceae
Product: serine/threonine-protein phosphatase PP1 isozyme 2-like
Exons: 5
Coding region: 264-1325 (353 amino acids)
Cellular component (GO): nucleus; cytoplasm
Molecular function (GO): protein serine/threonine phosphatase activity
Source: RefSeq, a predicted model, not a curated record
AAUCGUUCAAAAUAUCGCACGAUCUUUCUUGCUGUCUGUAUUGGACAGCGGACCCUUUUUCCUCGAAAGUCAGCUCCCUUCAAAGUCCCCCUCCGAUCCAUCAGCAACCCCAUAUCGGACGGCGGCGGCGGCGGCCGACCAUGCUUAUACACCCAACCUCCUCCUCUUCCACUUUCUUCCCGUUUUCUUUCCCCUUUCUUUAUUUCAACAACGCCCACUAGACCCUCUUCUUUCGGUUCCAUUCACAGUAUCACACCCCCCAAAUGGACCCUUCUCUUCUCGACGAUAUUAUCAAUCGUCUUCUCGAGGUUCGUGGCCGUGUCGGCAAGCAGGUUCAGUUGUCCGAGUCUGAGAUCCGACAACUCUGUCAAGUUUCUAGAGAGAUUUUCUUGCAGCAGCCUAAUUUGUUGGAGCUUGAAGCACCUAUCAAGAUUUGUGGCUUUCCAUUGGUUAAGUGGUCCAUAGUUGAUGAACCUGAGGAGGUCUUUAUGUGGACAGAAAAUGCAAACGCAGAUACAUGUGAUAUACAUGGGCAAUAUUCUGAUCUAUUAAGGCUUUUCGAAUAUGGUGGGUUACCUCCUCAUGCUAACUAUUUAUUUUUGGGUGAUUAUGUUGAUCGAGGCAAGCAAAGUCUAGAAACCAUAUGUCUUCUCCUGGCAUAUAAAAUAAAAUAUCCUGAGAAUUUUUUCAUAUUGAGAGGGAACCAUGAAUGUGCUUCUAUAAAUCGAAUAUAUGGCUUCUAUGACGAGUGUAAAAGAAGAUUUAAUGUUAGGUUAUGGAAGACGUUUACAGAGUGCUUUAACUGCCUGCCUGUGGCAGCUCUGGUUGAUGAAAAAAUUUUGUGCAUGCAUGGAGGUUUGUCUCCUGACCUGAAUAAUUUGGAUCAAAUUAGAAAUAUGUCAAGACCAACAGAUGUACCAGACGCUGGCUUGCUCUGUGAUCUUCUGUGGUCUGAUCCCAGUAAAGAUGUUCAAGGUUGGGGAAUGAACGACAGGGGUGUUUCAUUUACUUUUGGUGCUGACAAGGUGACAGAGUUUCUUCAGAAACAUGAUUUGGAUCUCAUUUGUCGUGCGCAUCAGGUUGUGGAGGAUGGAUAUGAGUUCUUCGCAAAUCGUCAACUUGUAACUAUUUUUUCAGCACCUAAUUACUGUGGAGAGUUUGAUAAUGCUGGUGCCAUGAUGAGUGUGGAUGAGACGCUUAUGUGUUCAUUUCAAAUACUAAAGCCUGCGGAUAAGAAGCCUAAGUUGAACUUUGGAAGCACCACCACCACAAAGCCUGGAAAUCCUCCAGCAGGGGUUAAGUCCUUCCUUGGUACAAAAGCAUGACUUGGUGAGGCAAGGAGGACUCUUGCGGCCAGUUGAGUCUACAAAACUUGGAAGUCUUUAACUUUUGGAGGAAACUCUAGGAUCGAUCAUUUGAUUCUAAACUUGAAUGUUGAAAAUUGUAAAAAAACAAAAAGGAAAAAAAUUGUAAGGUGAACUUUAAAAUGAUUACAAAAUAUUGUUAUCGUCGAUACAAAUUCGAGUUAUUGAAGGUGGUAGGCUGAAAUACUUGCCCAUCUUCCUUGUACACUAAUUGGCAGCGCCAUCAUUGCUAUCGGUGGUACGGGUUUACUGUAUGUGUUGGACAUUUAAUUAUGCGUUUUCUCUCUUUUCUGGUUCA